AUGUACACAGACAGACAGUCAGACGGACGGGAAGAGAGUGCAUUUGGUCAGAUUCGAAGAGCCGGGUUCGAAUGCGCGAACUCGUGUACAGACGGAGCGAACGCUGGCCAGUCCGAAAGACUCGAAGGAAGACCGGCAUUGUCCGGAGACGACGGCGUUCGGGGCAGCGGAUUGGCCGCUUCCUGCGAGACCCUCCUUCCGGUCCCGAGUCCCGAGUGCCGCUCGUCACCGGGCAACGUCGGGUUGGAGUGCCGCGUGGCCGGAUUGGCCGGUCGACCCGGCGUCUGGAGCUCGAGCAGAUGUCACUUCGAGUCCCGCCACCUCGGCGACGUCGUCGGGACAGGCGCCCACCCCUUUCGAACCAGCCAGUCCACUUUCAAGGCUGCACGAGGGCGAGGAAGGCGAGCGCAAAAUCGCCGAUCACGAGUCGAGCGCGAAACGAGGCCGCUGACUCAGCGCCGCCUCCGGCGAGCAGAACUGGCACUCGAGAGCUCGAGCCUCGCCUGGCAGGAAAGAGGAGAAAGUUAA
This is a messenger RNA of Protopolystoma xenopodis, 528 nucleotides long. The record is from the annotation of a GenBank genome assembly. NCBI's taxonomy places the organism in Eukaryota, Metazoa, Platyhelminthes, Monogenea, Polystomatidea, Polystomatidae.